Messenger RNA from Clarias gariepinus (North African catfish), 5832 nucleotides. It is a transcript of the gene jag2b, whose product is annotated as jagged canonical Notch ligand 2b. Gene Ontology annotation, cellular component: plasma membrane; protein-containing complex. Gene Ontology annotation, molecular function: Notch binding; calcium ion binding. Lineage: Eukaryota; Metazoa; Chordata; Actinopteri; Siluriformes; Clariidae. The transcript is spliced from 26 exons. Bases 552 to 4304 code for a protein of 1250 amino acids. The record is from RefSeq and is a predicted model, not a curated record. Gene Ontology annotation, biological process: establishment or maintenance of epithelial cell apical/basal polarity; multicellular organism development; Notch signaling pathway.
UGUAAAGAUAUUACAGCACUUGCGUCCUCUUGUUGAUUUGAAGAAAACGAAACGGAAUUUAAAAAACACAGCGACUAAACAGUUUUUAUAGAGAGUUAAAGAGCGUCUCUCUCUCUCUCUCUCUCUCUCUUACCCUUUAGGAAUUUUCCCUUCCGGCUGUUUACCUCUGAGCCCCGCCCCUUACCAUGUGGUUGGCUUAGAAACGACGUUCAGGCCAACGUAAGCACGCUGAUUGGUGAGUGGUUUAUUCGGCUGCCAAUCAGCCGAGGCGGCCCCAGGCGUGCAGUAGCUGGGAAACAUGAUCAUUUGCCGUGGAGUGAUCUGACGGAGGGUGUGUGUGUGUGUGUCUGAGUGAGUGUGUAUGAGUGAGUGAGAGAGAAGGAGUGUGAGUGUGUGUUUGCUGUAGCUGGUGCUGGAACUGGAGCUGUCGCCGCACUAAACAGCACGCUUGCGAAUUUUUGCAUGUCAGGAGCGGAUGAGGAUUGUGUCGCCGGUCAUCGGCCGCUGCCCGUCUCCCGUCUCUCUGCGCUUGUGCGUAAUUAAUCAGCGGCAUGUGGAAUUGCGCGAGGAUAACCAGCUGGCUUUGCGUCGCGUGCCUGCUGUUAACGACGUGGACCAAGGUGUCCCGGGCUUCGGGCUAUUUCGAGCUGCAGCUGAUGAGCGUGGAGAAUGUAAACGGCGAGCUGUGGGACGGAGAAUGCUGCGACGGCGCGCGCAACCCGCGGGACCAGCGGUGCACGCACGACGAGUGCGACACAUACUUUAAAGUGUGCUUAAAGGAGUACCAGAGCGAGGUGACCGCCACCGGACAGUGCAACUUCGGCAGCGGAUCUACCGGCGUCCUGGGUGGAAAUAUAUUCUCUUUUAAAAGCGCUAAAGGCAACAAAAUCAGCGACGCCGGGAAGAUCGUCAUCCCGUUCCAGUUUGCGUGGCCGCGAUCCUACACGCUCAUCGUAGAGGCAUGGGACUGGGACAAUACCACUCAAAACAGUGAGGAGCUGCUGAUUGAGCGACACGCUCACACAGGCAUGGCAAACCCCGGAGACCCGUGGCAGGUCAUCGUCCACCCUGGGGCCACGGCCCGUCUGGAAUACCGUGUCCGCAUCAAGUGCGACGAGAACUACUACGGCAUCAAGUGCAACAAGCAGUGCCGGCCUCGUGACGACUAUUUCGGGCAUUACCGCUGCGAUCCUUCCGGGAACAUCGUCUGUCUGGAAGGAUGGAUGGGCACGGACUGUCGAACAGCGAUCUGUAAGCAGGGCUGUAAUCUGAUUCACGGAGGCUGCACAGUGCCCGGGGAAUGCACAUGUAACUAUGGCUGGCAGGGUCAGUUCUGCGACGAAUGUCUGCCGUACCCAGGCUGCGUGCAUGGGACGUGCGAUAUCCCGUGGCAUUGUAACUGCGAGAAGAACUGGGGUGGACUGUUGUGUGAUAAAGAUCUGAACUACUGUGGGACGCACCAUCCCUGCGUGAACGGAGGCACCUGUAUAAACUCCGAGCCGAACGAGUACAACUGUGCUUGUCCCGAGGGGUACUCUGGCAAGAACUGUGAGAUAGCUGAGCAUGCCUGCGUGUCAAACCCAUGUGCCAAUGGUGGCACCUGCCAUGAGGUUCCGUCUGGAUUUGAGUGUCAGUGUCCUCCAGGCUGGGAGGGUCCCACCUGCGCUAAAGACAUGGACGAGUGUGCUUCCAGUCCUUGUGCUCAAGGAGGAACGUGUAUCGACCUGGAUAACGGCUUUGAGUGUCUCUGUCCGCCGCAGUGGGCUGGAAAGACCUGCAAGAUUGACGUGAAUGAGUGUGAGGUGAAGCCUUGCAAAAAUGCUUACUCUUGCAAAAAUUUGAUUGGUGGAUAUCUCUGUGACUGCUUUCAAGGAUGGGCUGGACAGAACUGUGACAUCAACGUAAAUGGCUGCCACGGGCAAUGCCAGAACGGCGCGACCUGCAAGGAGGGGGCUCUAGGAGGAUACCACUGCCAGUGCACACCAGGCUUUGUAGGCAACCACUGUGAGAUCCAGAGAAACAAAUGUGCCAGCAACCCCUGUCAGAACGGUGGGCGCUGUCACGUGGUCCUGGAUAGCUUUGUAUGCGAAUGUAUGCCUGAUUACGCUGGGAUGCUGUGUGAGGUGCAGAGCCAUUGGAACUCGAACCUCUGUGAGCCCAACCCAUGUAAGAAUGAAGCAACUUGUCACAGUAUGCUGGGGGAUUUUUACUGCGCGUGCACUGAGGACUACGAGGGAAAGACCUGUGCGGAUCGCAAGGACCACUGCAGGACCGCCCCGUGCCAGGUGAUUGACAGCUGCACAAUCACUGUUGCGAGCAACACCUCAGUCGGAGGUGUGAGACGCAUCUCAUCUAACGUAUGUGGCUCUCACGGCAACUGCAUCAGUCAGCCCAGCGGCAACUUCACCUGCACCUGUGACCCUGGCUUUACCGGCACUUAUUGCCAUGAAAAUGUCAACGACUGUGUGAGCAGCCCCUGCCGAAACGGCGGGACAUGUAUCGAUGGCAUCAACUCUUUCCAGUGCUUCUGUCCCGAUGGCUGGGAGGGCAAAUUGUGUGACCUCAAUGUGAACGAGUGCAGCCGGAACCCCUGCAAGAACGGUGGCCUCUGUCAAGACCUGGUCAAUGACUUCUUCUGCGAGUGCGCUGAUGGCUGGAAGGGGAAAACGUGCCACUCGCGCGAGAGCCAGUGUGACUCCAGUACUUGCGCCAACGGGGGCACAUGCUAUGACCAUGGAGAUACCUUCCGCUGCGCUUGUCUACCUGGUUGGGGUGGCCACACCUGCAACACAGCAAAAAACAGCACAUGUGCUUCCAGUCCAUGUGUUAAUGGAGGAACGUGUGUUGGAGGUGGCGACACGUUUACCUGCAUUUGUAAGGACGGCUGGGAGGGACCUACAUGUUCGCAGAACACCAACGACUGCAACCCUCACCCAUGCUACAACGGAGGAAUCUGCGUGGAUGGCGUCAACUGGUUCCGCUGCGAGUGCGCCCCAGGCUUUGCCGGGCCCGACUGCCGCAUCAACAUUGACGAAUGCCAGUCAUCACCCUGUGCUUAUGGAGCUACGUGUGUGGAUGAGAUCAAUGGCUUCCGCUGCGUAUGUCCACUUGGGCGCUCUGGACCUCGAUGCCAAGAGUUCAUAGGCAUCGGGAAGACGUGUCAUUAUACUGGACUCCAGUUCCCUCACGGCAGCCGCUGGGAAGAAGACUGCAACACCUGCCAGUGUAUUAAUGGCAAAGUAGAGUGUACAAAGGUGGUGUGUGGCAGACGGCCAUGCUUACUUCCAGGAGCCCCUGGCCGAGACCAACACGUCUGUCCGGCGGGCCGUGAGUGCCUAGAGCAUGAAUUCCUCACCUGCCUCUCUCCCCAAUGCCACCACUGGGGCUUCUGUUCAAGUCCUGACACCCCACCAGCUUUCCACACCAAGUGUGAACCCAAUACAGGCUACUUGGGCAACAACUGCGCCCGAAUUACACUCAUCUUCAACCGGGACAAGCUACCCGCAGGUACAACAGUGGAGAAUGUAUGCUCAGAGCUGAGGUACCUGCCUGCUACGCGGAACCUUGCCAAAGACGACGCCUUGUUGGUUCUUUGUGAGCUCUCGUCCUCCAACCUGGAUGCAGUGGAGGUUGCCAUGUCCUUCCAGCAGGACGAGCAGCCUGACCACACUCGGAUCCAGGAGGCGACCAGCACCAUCGUCAGCACGCUGUCCAAGCGCCACAACAGCACCAUCAUGCUGGCCGUCAUUGAGGUCAAAGUGGAGACGGGGGUCGCGCCUCAGUCUGUGGAUUACCUAGUGCCUGUGCUGUGCGUGGUCUUCUGUGCACUCUGGGUGUUCUGUGUGAUCGUCUGCGUGUGGUGGACGCGCAAGCGGCGAAAAGAGCGCGAGAGGCGUGAGCGUGCACCCGUGGAGGAGAGCGUCAACAACCAGUGGGAGCCACUGCGACCAGUGUCACGGCAGCAGCACAAGGACAACCGCGACGCCGAAUACGAGCGCGCCAAGCUGAUGGGCAACACCGAGCGGGCGUGCAAAGGCUGCGAAGAAGACCAGCUGAAGGACGAUGAUGGGGAGGAGGAAGAACUAGAGCUGUGCGAGGAGUGGUGUGGGACAGAGGGCAGCAAGAGGCCCAUCCAAAAGUACUCGAAAGCAACAGUGCAAAUGAGCAGCGAGCUGAUCUGCACCACACGCAGCAGCAACGCUCCCCUCAAAGCGCCGCACCGGACAGCUCACAGCCACAAAGACAACCGCUGGAAAAACAAAAACGGCGCCACUGGCCAAGACCCCAAAGAGCUGUAUGUAUAGACGCUAUUGCACAGACCCGGGCACAGAGAGAGGCUUAUUUUCUGACGAAGAAAACAACAGACUGUUGAGUUUGAGAGAGAGACAGAGAACUGUUUUUUUUGUUUUUUGUCCUUCACCUCCUUUUUAUUUAAUGUGCUGAGAUUUUUGUUUCACCUUGAAUACCCCUAUUUUUUACUUCUAAUGUACAGAUGAAGAGAAUUUGUUUUACUUUAUAAGAAAAGGUGAAGAGAUGGCCACUUUUUUUAAUGUACUGCUGAAAGAAAGCAGGAAAUUAUGGAAUAUAUAAAUAUACAUAUAUAUAUAACUGUGUAAAGAUUUUUCGUUGCUGUUUACAGAUGAUUCUGGUUUGGUUUUGUUGUGAGUGGCCUGGAUUUUGGAUGGGGGUGCCAGUCAAGAGCACUGGCCCUGUGGACAGAAGUAAGAACUUCUCAUGUUUUUUUUUGUUUUUGUUUUUUCCUUUUUUUUUUUUCCUCCCCCCAUCUCAUUCAUCUCGUCGCCUCUCCUCACUCCAUGCUUGCCUUACUCAGCUCGCAGGUCGGUGCCUGCGAAGUGGCCUUGUUUUUUCUCUCAUGUCUGUCGUCUUGGCUGAACACUCCUUAAACGAUAAAGGAUUGCAGUAUUUUGAGUUGGUAGCAAGUGCCUUCUGACAAGCCCGUCGCGUCUCUCGCUGCCGAGGUCAACCCCCAUAGAUCACAAAGGGGGUUCAAGUCCCGUUUUGUACCACCGAGGUAUUUGAUCAAAGAAAGAAAGACAUCUUGUAAAUAUUUGUACAUAGUAAAGGAGUCGCUGUGUAUAUUUGAAUUUAGUAAAUUAAGACAAGUCACACUUUUUUUAUUACUAUUAUAAUUAUGAUUGAAUUUAUUAUUAUUAUUAUUAUUAUUUGGGUUUUUCGUUUGUUUGUUUUUUUUUGUUUGUUUUUUUUGUUUUUUUUACAAUGCCAUUCCUUUUAUUUAUGCCAGUUGACAUAGGCAGGUUUUAUACAAGUAAACAGCAUCCCACAGUCAGAACAGUAAUGUAAGCAAAGUUCAUCUUUUUUUAAUGUUUUGUUGAUUUUUAUUUUCACGUUGACGCAAAUAAUUCUUUAAAUUUAGGUGGUAUAUUGUGGCGUGUUUUUGCUUCCGUAAAAAAAAAAAAAAAAAAAAAAAUCUUCUGUGCCCCUUUCAGCAUCUUGCCCUUGCUUACUGUUAUAGAAUUCUGGAAAGCUGCAGAAAUUCCUGCUACAUGUUGAGGCCUACAGGCCAAACGCAUCAUCUAUUACAGCGUUGGUCUCCCUACCCAUUGUGAAAUGUUUUUUUUUUUUUUUUUUUUUUUUUUGGUGGGGGAGGGUUGAGGCUUCAUGAAGCGAACAAAUUUUGUUGUAAAGCAGUUUGUGUUUGAGGUACCAAAAGAAAAUGGAUUGCCUCAGAAGUGGUUAAUUUAUUUUAUUUUUAUUUUCCCCCCUUUUCUUUAUCAUCUUGAAUAUUACUCUUCUGGGUGACUUCUUGCUGCCACAAAUAUGAGGAUUCCAAAUAAAAGAAUUGAAAUGUUA